AUGUCGAAAGAUCUUGUCAAUGGGCCACAGUUUUACGAGCCGUUGGCGACAAUUGAGCCUCUGCAAUUCCAGCUAUUAAACUCGGAAAAACUCGCCACUGCAUUUCCGAUUUACUCUGCCAAAGAUGUUCCCGACUCUCUCAUUGACUACAUGCAUGUUGCAUUCAACAAGGAGAUUGAAGCUGGCCAAACAUAUCCGAAUCUGAAACAGCUUACCAGAGAUGAGUUUCUGAAAUUGUGGUUUUUCUCUUUCUGCGCCAUUGUUCUGAAGACUGAUCAAACCGAAAUCGACCCUAGCUGGACUAACUGGGAUGAUUUGUUUCUUGGAACGUUUUACGUUAAGCCCAACUACAUUGGAAGAUGUUCUCACAACUGCAAUGCUGGAUUCCUCGUUAAUACUUGUCAACGGGGCCAGAAAAUCGGCUUUCGUUUGGGACAGCUGUACUUGAAAUGGGCUCCUCUACUGGGAUACAAAUACUCGGUAUUCAACCUUGUCUUUAUUACGAACCCGGGCAGUUGGAAGAUCUGGGAUAAACUAAAAUUUGAUAGAAUCGGAUAUAUUCCCAAAGUCGCGAUUUUGAAAGGAUAUGACGAGCCCGUAGAUGCGAUAAUGUUUGGGAAAGACUUGACAAGCACCGACAGUGCUCUUCUAGCUGGCCUUCAGUGA
Molecule: messenger RNA, 666 nt
Organism: Lachancea sp. 'fantastica'
Lineage: Eukaryota; Fungi; Ascomycota; Saccharomycetes; Saccharomycetales; Saccharomycetaceae
Source: the annotation of a GenBank genome assembly